Messenger RNA from Lethenteron reissneri (Far Eastern brook lamprey), 8337 nucleotides. RefSeq names its product FERM domain containing 6 (gene FRMD6). Gene Ontology annotation, cellular component: cytoskeleton; cytoplasmic side of apical plasma membrane. The record is from RefSeq and is a predicted model, not a curated record. NCBI's taxonomy places the organism in Eukaryota, Metazoa, Chordata, Hyperoartia, Petromyzontiformes, Petromyzontidae. Gene Ontology annotation, biological process: positive regulation of hippo signaling.
UUUUUUUGUAUCGCGCGCACACAAAACUCUGCCGCGUGUAACGGGGCGGUGGUGACGGCGGUGGUGGCCGCGGUUCGCUGGUUCAUUGUCACGCCGUAGGAGGAAAAGUGUUGUUCGCAAGUUGUGCAGAUACAAGAAGGACGGAGCGAGAGAGAGACGACUUUUGAAAGGAAAAUGAAGCAAACGGAAUCAAAGCGUUGGGGCGAUGCGAUGGCGUUGUUGACGGCUUGGCGACCUCACGUUAUUGGACCUUGAGGCCCCGAUCACUCUGCUCACUCUGCGGCAGCAAAUCUCAAACCCCGGACGGACGGACAAGCUGUGUGUGUCUGUCGUGGAGUGGUUUUUGAGAAAGGGGGGUGGUAGUGUAGGAGGAGGGUGGGGGGGGUUCAGUGAAAGGCGAGUUUAGAAAUCUCAAGGGGAGGGGUUGGGAAAUCUCCCUGUGACCCCCUCUCCCCAACCCCCCCCCCCCCCCCCGCACUGGGCCCCCUUGCCGAGUGUCUUCCCUGAGCCAUGAGUGGCCGCUUGGGUUUCCAGAACAACCGCAGGAUGCAGGAAAGGAGGAGAGUCCGAGUGUUGCUGCCCACCGGCGACGAUCUCUCCAUCAUCAUCCCCGUAAAGACGACCUGCCGAGAGCUCUUCUCCCAGGUGUGCGACCUCCUCAAGCUGAAGGACCCCAAUUUCUUUGGGCUCAGCGUUCUGACAAACAAUGAACACAUUUUCAUGGACCUUGAGCAGAAGCUGACCAAGUACUGCCCCAAGGAGUGGAAGAAAGAAGCCAGCAGGGGGAUUGACCACUUUGGGCCGCCCUUCAACAUUCACUUCCGAGUGCAAUAUUACGUUGAGAACGGGAAGCUGAUCAGUGACAGGGUGGCACGCUUCUACUACUACAACCACCUGAAGAGCCAGGUGCUGAGCUCGCAGUGCGCCCUACGGGAGGAGGCGUACUUCCUACUCGCGGCGCACGCCCUGCAGGCCGACCUGGGGGACUUCCGGCCUUCCAGGCACCAGGGCCGCUACUUCCAUCCAGAGGCCUACUUCCCAGCAUGGGUCAUCAAGAAGCGCGGCGGCGACUACAUCGUGAGGCACGUGCCAGCCAUGCACCAGGACCAGGCCGGAAUGUCUGCCAACGAGAGCCAGCUCUGCUACAUCCGCGAGGCGGCGAGGCUCGAGGAUGUGCCCGUGCACUUCUAUGCCCUCUUCAAGGAGAAGAAAGACGAUGAACCCACUUUGCUGUUAGGAUUGACUCUUAAAGGUCUCCAGAUUUACCAGGGACUGAGUGCCGAGAGCCAGCAGCUUUUGUACGACUUCCCGUGGUCAAAUGUUGGAAAACUCAUAUUCAUGGGGAAGAAGUUUGAGAUGGAGCCGGACGGACUGCCCUCAGCCCGGAAGCUCGUGUUCUACACGGGCUCGCCGCUGCGCUCGCGUCACCUCCUGCUGCUUCUCAGCACCAGCCACCGCCUCUUCAUGACCGUGCAGCCGCUGCUCAGACAUCUCCGGCGCCUCGAGGACUCCGAGGCGCAAAAGCGAUACCGCGAGUCCUACAUCAGCGACGCCCUGGAGAUGGAGCUGGAGCGGCUGGGAUCGAGGGCCAGGAGCAGCGGCGAGAGCAGCGGCGAGAGCAGCGGCGGCGGCACCAUCAGCGGCGACGGCAGCGUCGUCGCGGGCGGCAUCGCGGCCGGACGGGCCGGCGCUGGCUCCUUCAGCAGCGUUGGCAGCACCAACACGUCGGGCAUCGAGUCGGACGCCAAAACGCAGCCGGGGAAGGAGCCCUGUUCGCGCUUCCUGCGGAGUCCCGGCUCGGAGAGGAUGUCGUGCGUGUCCGCCGGGCGCAAGGGGCCCCUGCAGGCGUGCAGCUCGGUGGACAGCCACAGCAGCUCGCACACGUCCGGCGUCGGGAGUGCCGGGCAGGAGCACCCCGAGGGCGACUCUCCUCUCCACGAAGUGGAGAUGCUGGUGGACGACCCCAGCGACUUGGUGUUCCUUCAGCGAGCGGACAGCACGGAUGACUCCAUCUCCUCCACCUACAUCUACGUGACCCAGGAGGACCUGGAGACUCCCUGUGUUAACACGCACGCCGGGCUGGUGGUAAAGAUGUUGAGUUGUGGCUUAUCAGAGUCUCCGGAUUUACUGCAAGGCAGCCCAGGCAUAACGUCCUCGCACAAAGGGCAGGCUGCGCAGAAGGCCCAGAGUCCAAAGACGGGACGGUGCCCUCGCCCGGCGUUCGGAGCGAAGACGUCAAAACUGCCGGAGACUUCCUUCCCAGCGGGGCGACCCUGGCCCGCAGUCUCCGCGUCGUCUGCCGCCAUGGCCUUGCUGGACGACGAGUCUCUGCCCGAGUUUGUGGUUUGACCCGUGGAGCUACUCCCCCUCCCCUCGGCCCCCUUGGUUUCGAACCGUGGCUUCCACGUCUAUACAUAAAUAUAUUACGUCGUCCUCGCGCCAAGCAAUGCCUUGACUAUUUUCGAAGCUCGUCAAAAAACGAAGGUGGGCGACCGGCAAGCUCUCGCAAAGGGACAACCGCAGCGUCGCUGCGAUUGCCGGUGAAUCGCCAUAAAAUCUUCGCCACAAAAGAUUGCCAACACCACCGCCGCAUGGCCUGCUUCUAUAUGAUGGGUGCCUUAGGAGUUGUUCUUUUUGCAUAUAUAUAUAUGUGAAUUAGCAGAUGGCGCUUAUUUUUACGUAACUUGUAUUAUAAUGUGCCCGCAAUGGUUGUAGUUGGAAGGGGUUCAUGAGAAAGUGGUAUACAUAGAUGAGAGGAAGACCAAAUGUGGGCAGCGUUGGCUUCAGUGCAGGCCAUUUGAAAGUCAAGCCUAGCAUUCAUCGUCAAAGUCGUUAGUGGUCAGCAUGGCCCUUGUUUUGACGCUCUUACCUCUCUUUGUUCUGCAAUGUAAUCCGACAAAUACGGUCGCUUGUCUGGUAUUCCCCCAAUAGGGCGUCCCUCUUGCAGAGUUCACCGGGGUUAAGAGAGCCGCCUAAUCCAGGAACCACAGGGCGGGACACCAAUCCAUUAUGGUGCGGCGAAGGCAUUGGGCAGGUGUGAAGUGUAUCCAGUAGCAAUGGACAGGGAAUUAUUUUCUAAAGCAAACAAACGCAAAAGCGUACACGUGGUGAAGAGGCAUGGAGGUGUACAUGGAAACGAUUUGGAUGCUUGUGCGCUUGACCGACCGAGUCUCUGAAAUUAUCUUGCGCCCGUUGACUAACCCGUGCACGUCCGGUGCUGCGUCCGUGCUCAACCCGAGCGUUGGCGAAACGUCAAAUGUUGCGCGCCAUGUGCAUAAUUUACCUCCUCCCACGCAUAUUUCCAUGGCAGCGUCAUAACGGGGCACAUGCAAUCAAUUAUGCUUCCAUUCUAAAACAAUGCCAAGUGUGUAUUCUGUUGAGAAAAUCAUGACAGAUUGUAGGGAAGAGGAAAUAAUUGCUCUUCGAGGAAGCUCUCUAAACUAAUAAUGAAAAUGUGUUUUAUUUCAUCCAUAGUUUGCAAAAAUCUACAGAGAAAACAGCCCUUUAAAAUGUGCCACUCCACUGUGUGGAGGCUUGCUCAAUUUGUAAAAUUAAUGGCAGCGUAGACGUAACAUGUGUAGACGUAACAUGUGUAGACGUAACAUGUGUAGACGUAACAUGUGUAGACGUAACGUGUGUAGACGUACCAUGUGUAGAUGUAACAUGUGUAGACUUAACCUGUGUAGACGUAACAUAUGCACCAACGCAUCCCCGACAGUGUCCCAUUCGUUUUUAUUUUUUUUUACUUGAAAAUGCCACCGAUAGCCAUGAGUGAGCCCUCUUCGUAUUCUAUAUUAUUAUUACAAAUUGCGCCACGGCUUCAGUAAUUACAUCAGCGGGCGUGAAACCGAAUCGGUUUUUGAAAAACUGCUCCAAUUAUUAACCAGAGGGCGGCAGCAGCGGCGGCGGCGGCAGCAGCAGCAGCACGAAGACACCACCAGAGCAUCGAAUCUUUUAAGUGGGGCUCAUGGGGGGUCAACAGGGGUCAUGCAAGGGGCGGCAGUGGCAGUGAACGAUUGUUCUUUGGGAUAUUGCUAUCGACCCCUUUUAUUAAUGUUUCUGUGAUGUCUCAUCAUUGCAAAAGUGUGUGAGUGUGUUUCGUUUUUUUCCUCCGCGUGCUAUUCGGUUUGACGAUGCCGUUGUGCGAUGAUGGUAAGCACGCUGGAUUUGCAAUCCGAAAGUCGCCAGUUCAAUUUGCGUUCUUGAAUCCCUUCACCCCUGUGCAGCCAGCGGUGUAAAUCAGCACACCAGUUUAAUAGAUGGGCAGGUUGUGUGGGUACUCCUACCGCUUCCAAAGCAUCUGGCUAGCAUGGAAGAGUAGGCCAAAUACCGUUAGGAAUGGCUCUUUCUGUAGCUCAGUCUAGUGGGGGAGACCCUUCUGCCAGCAGUGGCAUGUAUUGCAAGGCUGCACCUUUUUGCUAUUUGGUUUGGUUUCCCAACUUUAGCAGUAUUGCAGCAGAGACUUGAGUGCAGUCUUAUGUUGUAAAUUUAAUCGGCGGUUUUUCGUAAGUUGACCGGUUUUCUUUUACCCCGAUUAAGUAGUGAUCUCCCCAAAGCUUGGCGUAAUGCUGUUUGUGAAGAAUAUUGUCGGCAAAUACAUUACGCCAAGGAACUUUACGAAAGGGGUAAAAAGCAACACAUUGAAUAUCCCGCAGUACUAGAUUAUGGAGUGCAAUUGCAUGUAGGUGGGAGGGAAGGGUAGGCAGUCGGUGCACUGCGCUAUGAACCAGGUGACCCGAGUUCGAUUCCCACAGUCGACACCAGCGGCGUUGGUCACCGCACUGGUCGUGGGCUACCCGUUCACCGACCCGCACUGACCAACGUGGCCAAGUAUGGUCAAGCAACUCAUGGCAGAGAGGCAUGGGGGGGACCUUCAUCCAGCAGAAGGUUGACAGAAAAGUUGUAAAAAAUAUAUAUACACGUAACGUACGUGUCAUGUAUAUAUAAAUUGUAAAGAUGUGUUAUUCAUACUUGCUCAUGGGUGCAAGCUUUAAAAAGGCUGCUUUUUCUUUUUUUAAAGGGCUCUCAAUGUGCAUAUGAAGGAAGACGAGAGACAGAUUGCCGCCCGUGACGCGGUGAUGAGCGCGUGCGCUCCGCUUCAAAGAUUUCUCGUGGAGGAGUGGUAGAAUUCCAAAUGCGGUGGGAAUGGAAGGCGAUGAACUCUGGGAGAUCUCGCGUGGAAUUUAAAUCUUCACAGCAGCCCCAUUUAUGAGCGACUUGAGGCUGAUGGAUCAGUCGCACAGCCAGCCCCGGCUGCUUGUAUGAAGCCUGGAAACGAGGGAGGUGAAUUUCUUUCAGCAAAAGGCUUAAAUCAGUAUUAUAGUAGCACACAGCGCACCGGAGCGCACCGUGACGCAGAAUUCUUAGACAAGUCCCAUGGACGGUUUUGCCUUGUGCGUGCAGUGCUUGUACAGUACCAAUUUGUGCACACUGUCAGCCGUGCAUCGCAUGGCCUCUAAUGUGGUACAAGGAGAGCGAAACGGUAAUUGAACAGCGGUGAUUUAGUGAGCGAUGUUCGGAGUGUGGGAGAGCACUUCGGACACAUGGUAGAAAGACCAUCUCUUUUAGCUCAACUCUCACAUUGAACAGAUCCCUGCUGCAGAUAGCUGGGGGGGGAGCAACUGGCAGCUGUCGUGAGUGUUCACACGCCCUAAAAUAUUUUAGAUGCGGCUAUAGAGACCCCACAAAGUUUUCGACGAAAACCCGAUCAUUUUGGGGGUCUGCGUAUUUCUCCCGUCCACAAGGUGAUAAAUGCUGAUAAUGCUGAUGACGGGAACUAGUAGUUGUGCAGUAGGAACUCAUCUGUGCCGCAGAGGUGGGGAUGAACUUGGUGCAUCCUAUCUGUGAUCUCAGCGAUAACCACCGGGGAAAAAAUGUGCCAGUUGGAGGACACCCCCCUACUUGGAAAGUGUGGCUUCGUCCCUGAUAGACGGUGCACUUCGAACAGGCCUGACCACGGUUUACACUUCUUGCAAGGUUGGUGUCGCUUGACUUGUGUGACGCAUAGCUCAGCGGUCCAUAAUUUGUAUGCACAAUGUGACUUACAUGAUGAACUUGGCAUUUUUACUUGUUGUUCUUGUCACUUUAAUAAGUAACAAGCGGGAGUCGCAAAUGGUGCUCGUCAAACUUGGUGCUCAUUGUACAGGGCGAAGUGACGGUGGUGCAGCGAUUGUUUCUGAGCAAUAGGGUGUCCUCGAAAUAGCGGGCUCAUUCAGGGGGUGGGCUACCCUGGUGAAUCUGUUGACCUUAACAAAAGCCAAUUAUUUCCACGAUGCCCAUUUAGGGGCUGUAAUUGUAUUAUUGCUGUUGCUCUUUAUUUUGUAGCAAGUAUUUAAGAGCAAAAAAAAGGAACGGUAACAAAAAAAUAACACACCACUGAAAAUACUGAAAGUCACAAGUCAUCUCUUGAACGCCCCAUACGAUCUUCUUGGUUCUUUCGGUAAAGUCACGUAGAAGGGAAAUAAUAAAAUAAUAAAAAUAAAACAUAAUAAAAUAAUUCUCACGACGUUUCGGCCACAACGCAAGCAGCCGUCCUCAGGUGAAGAACAGGUCUGUCGGAAAUACAGCGUCUGAAUGGGUAUACCAUACGAUGCCACGCGGUCGUUGCUGUACGGAGCUAACCCGGGACUGGCCGCUGUGUGAAGUUCACACUGGGCGUGGAGAUGCAGCUGACAACGAGCCAGCAUUGCGUUACACGCUGAUCGCUUUCACCUCCAGGAGAACGAGUUUCAGUUGAUUCCCAAUAGGCCCGUUAGAUUGUGGUGACGCGGUAUAUGUCCACUCGCAUUAUUUCGACGACAAAGCGAGUUAACAACGGAGCACGGGCGGUGUGCAAUGAACGUUUGUGACCAGAUUUGACAAUUGGUUUGUACACGAUCACUGCAGAGUUUGUUGAAUGGUCAUGCCCUGAGUUUGUUGCAAGGAUCGAUGGCAUUCUUUACUAUGGAGAGAGGCAAUUGGAAUACUUACAUCAUGGUCAAAGUAUCAGAUGUCAUUGUCUCCUUGCUUACCAGCACAACAGUUUAAAAAUGAUGUUAAAUGUAGUAAUACCAUAGAAAAUUAGGUAUGUAACAACGCAUCGAUUAACAUACAUUCUUACACUUAAGUUACGUGAAACAUGCAAAUCAUGUGCUGAUAAUGCUACAAUUAGUCUCAGUAUGCCACAAACAAUGCAACACAAUGCAAGCGAGCCAAUAUUGUCAACGGCAUGCGUCAAACCAAUACAAGAAAUGAUCGAUUUUUGAAUCGAGUUGUGACACUAAACCAUGACAAUUUAUGGAAUUUCUGAGAAGUUAACGAUUGCAUGUCUAACAGUAAUCACAACUCUCUAUUGUAUAGACCCUGGGCCGCUGGGGGGGGGGGGGCUAGUAUUGUUCACGGGAGGUCACUGUAACACUGCUUUAAAACAGUGUCACUUCAUCAUUGCCCCGUGAAUCAUUGGGCAACAGCAGUGGCUAAUGAACGAGAAGGGGAAGCAGGCAAUUUAGUAAGCUCACAAAAAAUAUCCAGUUAAUGAUGAUUAACACGAGAGACGUGUUUUUUGACGGCUAAAUCACGAGAGGAAAUCCCCGGCAUGCUCUGCACACCAAGAUGACGGCACCAUUCUCACAUAGAUUCUGCCCACUGUUAUUUGUCCACUUAUUGCGGUGCCAAUGCCCGAGGUGGCAAGGUUUUGUGUCCGGCAUGUGGGAGACGGUGCUAUCUGAUGUAACAGCCACACUGGGUUUGGCCAUGUCAGCAAAAACAAAAGUAUAGUGUCGUGAUCACCCUUUGGCUGAUUUAUUCAUUCAUCCCCUGAAUUGUGGUGGGACAGCUGUUGUAUGCUAAGCUGGACAAUGGAGGGAGCGUUGUGUGCCGUGUUCACGACGGUGGGAAUUCACCGCUUUCGUGCCGCGUCUCCCAACGACGAAAUGUUUCCCGAGCGCCGUGGGGUUGUCUGCAAGUGGGUCCGAUGUUUUCAGUAUUACAAUAGCACCUUUUUUUAAUAUACACGUUAAGUAUUUUUUUUAUACAUUUUUUUGUCAUAUCUGAAAUGUAUAUUUUUCUACGCGUUUAUAUGCGAAACUUCGUUUGAGUAUUCAAUGCAGUGCAUCUCCACUUAAGUGCUUUGAUUUGUAAGUGUAUUUACAGUGCAGUAUAUUAAUUUCCUAGCCUGCAGAGUACUGUAUAUAUCUGCAAUUACAGAUUUUUGAAUAAAAUUUAAACCUAUGAUAUAAAACCACUCGUGAAAUGCUUUGAUGAUAAACCUUCUUCAUUGGUCACAGGCCGAGUUUAAAAUGCCGAACGUGUUUUGACCUCUGAGUGUUGCACAUUGCUAUAAUAAAAUGCUGUUUUUCA